Trachemys scripta elegans is the source of this 2269-nucleotide messenger RNA. Its product is annotated as mitochondrial ubiquitin ligase activator of nfkb 1-A-like. Gene Ontology annotation, molecular function: ubiquitin-protein transferase activity. Bases 74 to 1126 code for a protein of 350 amino acids. NCBI's taxonomy places the organism in Eukaryota, Metazoa, Chordata, Testudines, Emydidae. The record is from RefSeq and is a predicted model, not a curated record. Gene Ontology annotation, biological process: organelle organization; protein ubiquitination. The transcript is spliced from 5 exons.
CUUGGAGCCCUAAUAGGCGUCGGAAGAGGGGCGGUUCCUCCCAGGCCCGGUCGCGGCGCCCCUGCCCGGCACCAUGGACGCCCUGCCCGUCACCUCCGGGGAGCUGCUGUGCCUGGCCUCCAGCCUGGCCUUCUCCGGCCUCUUCUAUUACCUGUACAGGAAGAAGGCCAAAGCGCUGGCUCGGAUCCAGGAGGCCCCGAAGCUUCAGGUAGAUGAUGGUCUGCCUGACCUGCUAUCUGCCACCAGUGGCCAGUGUCUGCAUUAUGUUGCCUUAGAAGGGAUUGUCCUGCCAGCAAAAGCGGCUCUGUCCAGCCAGCACCACGAGGAGCUGCAGGGAGUGAUCCAGAAACUAGUUCUGAAGGAGCAUCGACUGAUCUGGAACAGCCUCGCCCGGAGUUGGAAUGAAAGUGAGCGGGUGGUUUCGGAGCAGGUGUACACGGUGCCCUUUGCCCUGGCAUCCCCCAGUGCUGAGGCAGUGACACGGGUGAGUGUAGAGAGCCCUCUACGGGCUGUCCGGCUGCCCCUGGAGACUGUGUAUGAGCGCUUCCAGCACCCAACCCACGGCUUCAAAGACCUGAUCAGUCACUACCUGAGCGGGGAGAAGCCCAAGGGCCUGCUGGAGACAGAGGAGAUGCUGCGAGUGGGGGCAAGCCUGACUGGCAUCGGGGAGCUGGCCAUGCACCCAGAUGGGACCCUCCACCUGCAGCCCCCAGCUGAUGGGUCCAACUACUUCCUGCACCUGGGGGACUGGCAGACGCUGCUGGCGGAGAUGGAGUCAGUGAGCAGCUUCUGGAAGGGGGCGGCGGUGCUGUGCGGCUUGACAGGCGUGGCGGUGAUCCUGUACGCCCUCUGCCAGGCCUAUCAGCAGCGCCGGCACAAGCAGGAGCAGGAGGAGCAGCGGCGGGAGUUCGAGGCCCUGUGGGGCAACGGGGACACAGCGACUGAGUCUGGGGAGGACGCGUCGGAGGACGCCUGCAUCAUCUGCCUGACACGGCCCCGCGAGUGCGUCCUGCUAUGCUGCGGCCAUGUCUGUUGCUGCUUCCGCUGCUACGAGGCUCUGCCUAGCCACACCUGCCCCAUCUGCAGGAGCCCCAUAGACAGGGUAGUGCCCCUCUACCAGGCCUGAGGGGGAGAAGGGGCUUCAAACGGUACCAGGGCAAGAGCAGUGAAGUCCCUGGCACUAGGCAGCACCACUGUGCCCAUAAAACCCCAGCAGCUUGGGGAGCAGUGUGUGAUCCACAAGGGGUUAACCCCAGCAGCUUAGGGAGCAGUGUGUGAUCCACAAGGGGUUAACCCCAGCAGCUUGGGGAGCAGUGUGCAAACCACAAGUGACUUGGGAUGCGAGCUCACAACCAUAGGGUUGGGGGGGGGUGCUGCAAGCACCGCCUCCUAGGCUGGGAUUGGGGGUGUGCUCAUGAUCCCCCUCUUCAGUGCUGGUCACAUGGUGGUUGGAGCAUGUGGCCUGAAUUAGCAUCACUCAGCACGAAGCUCUUGCUGAGUUUCCCCCCCUCACCCAAGCCUCAUAGUGGGUCUGUUCCCAGCAGUCCCAGCUCUGCUAGGAGAGUCUGAUGGGAACUAAUUUCCUCCAAGUCUCUUCCUGGGCCUGGCCUUCUCGGUGCUGACCCCAGGAAGAGGCGGACUGGAGCCCAGCAGGCCUGCGGUGCAAUGCUCCGUCGGUGGCUGGGGAUGCAGUUUGGACACGGUGUUUUUGCUCCUGCGAAGGGGACAGAUUUUACACUAGAGUUUAUUUUUCUAGCACGUCUUUGUCACUGCUGUGCAGCUAACGCACUGGGAAGAGGCCAGCGGAAGCUGCGGGGGAGAUGGGAGGCUCAGGGUAGUUUGGGGCUGUGGCUUUGAGGGUAGAGAGGGCCCGGCUGAGGGGGCAGCAUGCAUUGCACAACUCAACAGCCAGGGUUGGUGCCGCCUCUGGCUAGGCUCCAUGCAGCAGCAGUUUCUGGUGUUUGUGUGUAGGGUGGGGGGGAGGGGGUAGGGUGUUUGUCUUUCCCUCAUGGUCUCCUGCGUGAGGGUAUUGAAUUGAAGAGGCUUCCCCUGUGAGUGAGGCCAGCAGCUGGGGCCCUGUGCCGCCCUCACCAUCCAACUCUUGAACCCCCUUUACACCCACAUGUGGGAGUUUGAGGCAGUGCCACAGCUGAAGCAUGGGAGGGUGGAUUGCAGCAGCCCUGGCUCCUGACCGCCCCCAGCUGUUGGAUCCCAGGAGGAGGACUCCCUGAAUCAAUGUUGGUCAUUAUUUAUAAAGAGAAGGAUCAGA